CUCACUCUUUCAACUAACUCUAACCACAAACCUAUCUAGUGGAGGAGGUUGAUCAGAGAAGAGUCUCAGAUACUUCGUCCUCGGGGCAUUUCCUUCCACUGCUGGAGGUAGCUCUCUGGCUAGAGAGACCAAAAGUAGGAUUCUUUGAAAAUGGAUAUUCCCAUGUGUUCUUCAGAUAAAAACGCCGGCAGGCACUGAAAUAAGGAUUUGACAUUUCUUCCUCUUUCCUAUGCCUUAAGGACAGAAAAUAAAGACAUGAAGAGGAUUCUCAGGGCAGAGCUCGGAAUCACAAUGCACUACUGUCUGGCAACAGAAUAAAUUUACUGAAGUGGUGAUAUAGAACCCACGGAGAAUAAUGCUCUAUUUGGCCUGGAUAUUUAUUUGGCUUGUUGCAAGAGAGAGAAUUAAAGGAUUUAAUAUUUCAGAUUGCUCUACCAAGAAAAUUCUCUGGGCUUAUUCAGCAAGGAGUGAAGAGGAGUUUGUCUUAUUUUGUGAUUUACCAGAGCUACAGAAAUUGCAUUUACACCACAGACACCAAAUUUCACCAACCCAAGGCUCUGAGCACUUGCCCUGCAGUGGCAGUAAGAACCUAUCUGAUGUCCAAUGGUACCUGCAACUUCAAAAUGGAGAACCAUUAGUGAAAGUUACUAAAAACCAUUCUCACAUCAUCCAGGACAAGAACACCCUCCGUUUUCUGACCACAGAGAUGAAUAAUGCUGGGUCAUAUAUUUGUAGACCCAGGAUUAGGAGCCCUCAGGAUGAGGCCUGUUGUGUCAAGACUGUCUUAGACGUUAAGCCCAAGACAAAUGCAUCCUGUACGAGCUCUGUCAGAUUACAUAAGCAGUCCCUUCUUCUUGGUAGCAUUAGCUCUAUUUAUUGCCCCAGUCUUGGCUGCCAAAGUUACUCACGAAGUCCAGAGGUGACCUGGUACCAGAAUGGAAAACUACUUCCUGACGAAAGGAGCAACCGGAUCAUCGUGGAUGAAAUUUAUGACUACCACCAGGGCACUUAUGUGUGUGACUACACUGAGUCGGAUAAUACGAGUUCAUGGACAGUCAGGGCUGUUGUUCAAGUGAGAACCAUUGUGAAAAACACUAAUCUCAAGCCAGAUAUUCUGGAUCCCGCCAAGGACACACUGGAAGUCGAACUUGGAAAGCCUUUAACUCUUAACUGUACGGUGAGAUUUGGCUUCGAAGAGCUCUUUAAACCAGUGAUAAAAUGGUACAUCAAAGAUUCUAAUCAGGAGUGGGAAGUCCCUACACCUGAGGGGAAAAGUGUUAAAUCCACUUUGAAGGAUGAAGUCAUUGAGCGUGUUGUCUUCUUGAAAGAAGUUACUCGGCGUGAUCUUCAUAGGAAGUUUAUUUGCUUUGCCCAGAACUCCAUUGGGAACACAAGCCAGUCCAUCCAACUGAGAGAAAAGAAAGGAGUGGUGCUUGUAUACAUCCUGCUCGGCACCAUCAUGACCCUGGCAGGCUCGCUGAUGGCAGGGGCUCUGCUCUACAUGCACUGGAUUGAAAUAGUGCUGCUGUACCGAACCUACCGGAGCAAGGAUGAGACGCUCGGGGAUAAAAAGGUAUUCGAUGCUUUCAUAUCCUAUGCGAAAUGGAGCUCAUUUGAGAGUGAGGCUGCUUCACCUCUCAGUGAGGAACACUUGGCCCUGAAUCUGUUCCCUGAAGUUUUGGAAAACAAAUACGGAUACAAGCUGUGUUUGCUUGAACGAGAUGUGGCCCCAGGAGGAGUGUAUGCAGAAGACAUCAUGAACAUUAUUAAGAAAAGUAGAAGAGGAAUAUUUAUCUUGAGCCCCAACUAUGUCAAUGGACCCAGUGUCUUUGAGCUACAAGCAGCUGUGAAUAUUGCCUUGGACGAUCAAACACUUAAACUAAUUUUAAUUAAGUUCUGUUCCUUCCAAGAGCCACAGUCUCUGCCUCAUCUUGUGAGAAAAGCUCUCCGGGUUCUGCCCACAGUCACUUGGAGAGGCUUAAAAUCAGUCCCUCCUAAUUCCAGGUUCUGGACUCAAAUGCGCUACCACAUGCCAGUGAAAAACUCUAAAAGAUUCACGUGGAACCAUCUCAGAACUAUACUAAGAAAUGUUUUCACUAGGAAAGACUCAAAAAAGCAGACACCACUGGGAGGAGCUCCCAGCCCAAGGAACGGUGAGAAGGGUCCCGAGCAGCCUUCCCUCUGGCCUCCGGCGGCUGGAGAUGUUGAUGGGAAGGACACAGAGCAGCAGUGGGGCUGAUGUAAAAUGGAAAGUGUUCUGCCAGCCCCAUGCAAACCUGGCAGGCACUGGAAUGACACUGAGGCUGUGGGCAGAGCCUCUGAUCUCCUGGACUGACAGAGGGAGAGGGACUCCUCCGGAUAUUUGCACACAUUCAAGAUGCAAAGCCCCCGAGGUUUUCCUAGUGGCCUGUGCAGUACCAGCACAUACAGCCACUUUUGCUUUGUGACCAUGGACUAUCAUGUCUACUGUGUAUGCACAUAUAAAUUUUAUGUACAU
Molecule: messenger RNA, 2497 nt
Organism: Manis javanica (Malayan pangolin)
Lineage: Eukaryota; Metazoa; Chordata; Mammalia; Pholidota; Manidae
Gene: IL18RAP
Product: interleukin 18 receptor accessory protein
Biological process (GO): interleukin-18-mediated signaling pathway
Molecular function (GO): interleukin-18 receptor activity
Source: RefSeq, a predicted model, not a curated record